Molecule: messenger RNA, 2221 nt
Organism: Rhea pennata
Lineage: Eukaryota; Metazoa; Chordata; Aves; Rheiformes; Rheidae
Gene: TMEM151B
Product: transmembrane protein 151B
Exons: 2
Coding region: 1-1527 (508 amino acids)
Source: RefSeq, a predicted model, not a curated record
AUGUCCCCCCCGGCCUCGGCGGCCGCGGCCAGCGAGGGAGGCAGCAGCACCUCGGUGCCUCAGGAGGAGGCGGAGGGGGUCCGAGAGGAGCAGCGGCCAGUGAAGCAAUCCCUCAGCAAGUCCCUGUGCCGAGAGUCUCACUGGAAAUGCCUGCUGCUAUCGCUCCUCAUGUAUGGCUGCAUGGGAGCCAUGACCUGGUGCCACGUCACCAAGGUGACUCGUCUGACCUUUGACAGUGCUUACAAGGGCAAGUCCAUGAUGUACCAUGACAGCCCAUGCUCCAAUGGCUAUGUCUACAUCCCCUUGGCCUUCUUGGUGAUGCUCUAUGUGGUGUACCUGGUGGAGUGCUGGCACUGCUACACCCGCAACGAGCUGCAGUACAAGGUAGAUGUGGAGAGCGUGCACGAGCGUGUCCAGCGGAUGCAGCAGGCAACCCCCUGUAUCUGGUGGAAAGCCAUCAGCUACCACUAUGUCCGGAGGACCCGACAGGUUACCCGCUAUCGCAACGGGGACGCCUACACCACAACCCAAGUAUAUCAUGAGCGGGUCAACACCCAUGUGGCAGAGGCCGAGUUUGACUAUUCCAAUUGUGGAGUUAAGGACAUUUCCAAGGACCUCAUUGACUUAGAGAGCUACCCAGCCACACGGCUCCGUUUCACCAAGUGUUUCAGCUUUGCCAAUGUGGAAUCAGAGAACUCCUACCUGACCCAGCGGGCCCGCUUCUUCACAGAAAAUGAGGGCCUGGAUGACUACAUGGAGGCCAGGGAGGGGAUGCACCUCAAAAACGUGGACUUCAAGGAAUAUAUGGUGGCCUUUUCUGACCCAGACAACCUGCCUUGGUAUGUAUCCCACUAUGUCUUUUGGGUGGCUGCCCUGCUGACCCUGUCCUGGCCUCUACGGGUGCUAAAUGAGUAUCGCACCUCUUAUGUCCACUACCAUGUGGAAAAACUCUUUGGGUUUGACUAUGUGGCGGUGACACCGGCUGAGGAGCGCUCCUUCUGCCGGAGGAUGCCCCGCGUCAACACAGUGGACAGCACUGAGCUGGAGUGGCACAUCCGGUCCAACCAGCAGCUGGUCCCCAGCUACUCAGAAGCGGUCCUGAUGGACUUGGUGGGGCUAUCUGGCUGCACUAGCUACUCUGCUUGCCGGUAUGGGGGCUAUCGUCAGAACUGCGAGCGGUGCCACAGGACUAUAAGCAGCUCUUCCAUCUUCUCCCGCAGUGCCCUGAGCAUCUGCAAUGGCAGCCCCAGGAUCCCCUUCAGCAGCAGCCGCUUCUCACUGGGCCGUCUGUAUGGCUCGCGACGCAGCUGCCUCUGGCAGAGCCGGAGCGGGAGCCUGAACGAGCAGAGCUGCCCGACGGAGCAGACCCGCCUCUCCAGCCAGGUUACUGUGGAGGAGGAAGACCCCCCUCCUUACCAGGAUGCCCUUUACUUCCCCAUCCUCAUUGUGCACCGCAAUGAAGGCUGCCUGAACCAUGACCAUCGUCACCUCCACCGCAAUGGAUCCUGUGUGGAGACCUCACUGUGAGAACAGAGGGCAGUGAGAUCCCAUUGGCGAUUGCCCUGCCUGGGCCAGUGAGGAUUUGGGGAGAAGAGUGUGGGGAAGGGAAAUGGCCUAGGAGGAUGAGGCUGGGUGGAGUGGACACAGCCUCUCGCUCUGCCAGUCAGCAAAAGUUUUCCCCACAGUGGCUCUGACCUCAUGGAGGGAUGAGUGAUGGUGCUCCCUAUGGCAUGGCAUAGAACUCCAGAUCAACCACCACUUGCCAAAAAAAAAAAAAAAAAAAAAGAAAAAAAAACCACAACUCCCCAAACCAUAAUUCAUGGCAUCAAAUCCAAGGUGGGGAAAGACAGACCUGAUGCAGGGAAGGGAGUGCUUUGACUCUCAGCUCUGUUUCCAUGCUAGCUUGUGCUCCAAGGAAACGGCAACUACCAGAAAGCACCUGCUGCACCUGCGACCACCUCUGUUACCACAGUGGAGUAAGACCCCUCACAGGGUGGAGGGGAAUGGGCCCAGCAGCACAUUCCCCAUGGGAGUGGUGUUUAACUGCUCAUGCCUAAAAGUCUGGGGCAUCCAGGCACGUGGAGCUGACUGGCAGGUUAGAGAAAAGGCUGAAAGCCAUGAAUCCAGCUCUUCCCCUCCCCUCCACCAUUCCCUACCCUCCCAUUUUUUUUUAGACCAUGCUCCGACUGUUACACUGUUCUUACUGCUGGGAAUGACAUCA